CAGCCAAUCUCGACUGAACGACCCGUUAUGACCGAACCCGUUACUUUAAUUCUUAAAGUCUCCGCUACGAGCCUCCACUGUCACCGCCGGAAAAUCGAGGUAGUACGACUCAACGGCGAGUCGGAUGGCUCGCUAGUUUCGAGUGGAGCUACUCAACGACGAGUCAGGCGAAUUUUUAGCGCUCGCUCCAUAGAUGUCGCUACUCGUUGAAGCAUAUUUUACCUGUUAAUAAUAAACAGUUUGCUGAUUGUUAAUAUGCGUUGGAUGAUUUACAAUAAAUGUUAAAUGACUAAUCUGUUAAUGUCCGAGAUACAAGAUGGAAAUGGACCAAAAUGUUGCGCAAACCCUGUUCACUCAAGGUGCCACAUUGAUUUUGCUGGACGUACCAGUAGGCACUGAUAUUGGAAUCGACAUAAAGUCAUGGAACACGGAAGGGAACUUUAAAGGCAUUAAAAUGAUCCCACCUGGGAUUCAUUACGUGCACUAUAGUGCUGUAAAUGAAUUUGGUGAGAUGGCACCAAGAGUUGGUUUUCUUCAUGACUUUAAAAAGUGCGAGUUAUUAGUAAAGAAAUGGGACAGCAAGGAAGAAGAAAUCAGCUCAGAAUCUGUACCUGAAGAGACAGUUCAGAAGCUGAAGGAUAACUUGAAAGAUUUGGAUAGGUAUUUAGGGCCAUAUCCAUAUGAAAUUUGGAAACAAUGGUCAGAAUUGAUAAGCAAGAUUAACGUGUCUCUCAUGGAAAGAUGUUCUCCACUGUGUGGCUACGUGCGAUCCGCGCUGGAAUUGGAGCACUGUAGUGACGCUUUGAGACCGCGCGGCGGAGAGUCCGAGUGCAAGAAACGGAGGAGGUCCGGAAAGUUUACGGUAGAAGACAAGGAAGAGGAGCUGUUACCAGACUUGAAACCAAAGCCAGGAACAGAACUUAGGCUCACAGAAAUACCAGACAAACGUUACCCCGACGAUGCGACUCCCAGCGAGAUCACACGGCACUUUCUCGAUUCCAGUUACGCCUUAAGCGCUACCCUGAGAAAAUUGCGAGAGCCUGUUGAGAUCAUCGGCGAGAUGCAACUGACGUUCGUCUGUUUCCUGGCUGGUCAAAGCUUGGACGCGUUCGAACAAUGGAAGAAACUUGUGUCGCUUAUCUGUGACGCGGACCACGCGAUCCCCCAGUAUCGUUCCGUUUACAUAGAAUUCUUACAGGCUUUGGAAGUAGAGCUGUCGUAUGUGCCGGAGGAAAUACUGUGCGACAUCGUGGCGAGCAACAAUUUCGUGUAUCAAAAGCUAUGCAAACUGUUUGGUAACAUCGAGUCGAACACUGAGGUGGAUGGUCGGCUGAAGUCCUACGCGAAGCGCUUGCAAGAACGUUUGACCGCGAAAUUCUUGUGGGACUUUUCGAAUUUGCUCGAGGACGCGGACGACGAGGCACCCGUGGUCGUGACUUUGGCGUGAGCGUGCGCAAAACGUUAUUCUCUCUCUCUUCUUUUAUGCUAUUGUAAUUUAUCGAUGUGAUUUAUAAACAAUUAUAAGUUGUAUAGGAUUCGAUGCGCACUUGCACGUGUGAACGAUGUAAAGUCUUAUCGCAUUUUUUAAUUAUAUUAAUGUAUUUAAUUAUACUAAAUAAAUAAUACAUUUUCGUAAUAAGUACAGGA
Odontomachus brunneus is the source of this 1647-nucleotide messenger RNA. RefSeq names its product protein AAR2 homolog. Lineage: Eukaryota; Metazoa; Arthropoda; Insecta; Hymenoptera; Formicidae. The coding region runs from base 317 to 1447 and encodes 376 amino acids. The record is from RefSeq and is a predicted model, not a curated record. Gene Ontology annotation, biological process: spliceosomal tri-snRNP complex assembly. The transcript is spliced from 6 exons.